AUGGAAGACCUCAACAUAUCAAACCACGUCUAUGAUCUCUCUCCCCUUGACAUCAUCCCCAGUCACCUUUACAUCACCAAUGUCUUUUUCUACGAGAACAAAAGCCCCGGCCCCGGGCUGUUCAUGCAAUCCUCCCUCCUCAAGGAGUCAUUGUAUCGUGCCCUGCAGAACUUCCCAAUUCUUCUCGGCCAUGUGCGCCGUCACGGCCGCAAUGCAAUGCAGAUUGUUGUUGACCGCGAUAAUCUAAACCUCCCGCUCUACCAAGAGCAGACACACCCGCACCUUCAUUUCCGGCAUCUGAAGGACAACGGGUUCCAUCGUGAUGUGUGGCCCAAAGACGCCAAUGUCGUUGAUCCGCGUGCGUCCCCCAAUGGAGAAUUGAUCCAAGUGCAUGUCCAUCGACUGGCCGAGGAGAGCGGCGUGGUGAUGGUGGUGCGUAUAGCCCAUUGCGCGGUGGACGCCAAGGGGUUUGUGGACUUUUUGCAGUCCUGGGGAUGGUCUGCUAGGAACUACAGUCACCCCGAGGGCGAGAGCAGGCCUCUUCUGCUGAUGGACCGUCGGGUGAUGUACGAGUACCUUCCUGCGGAUGUACAGCCAGCUCCUCCUCGCUCGAUGUGGCAUCCUGCAUCAUGGCUGCUAGGGCUAUUAUCAACGCUAGUGGUCCUCUUCCUCGGACUCUAUAAACGCUUCCUCGGCGACAAAACCCCCGCGGACGAGAUCGAGAGCCAUCUCUUUUCCGUCUCCCGACACACCCUGGACCGUCUGCGCGAUACAGCCACCCGCAUCGACCCGUCCUCUCGCGUUUCUGAUCAUGAUAUCAUCACCGCGCUCUUCACCCUCGCCUUCGCACACACCAAGCACCUGCUCACCCGCCGGACGCAGACCGUCAAGGCCAUCGUCCCCUGCGACUUUCGCCACCGCAUUGGUGUCCCGAGCAACUACACAGGCAGUUGCGCAAUCGGCCUGUACGUCUCCAUCCCGGGGUCCCUCCUCCAAACCCCGCUCACCGCGGAAUCCGUCGCGCGAGCAGCCCUCCUGUCGCGAGCAGUCGUGGAUACAGCCAAUAGAGCCACUAUUCAGACAUUCAUCCGGCGGGCGCUGCGGGCUAUCGCUUUUGUGGGUGACAAGGCAAACAUGCUGUAUGCGAUGAUGGUGUCGCAGGCGUUUUCGAAUCAGUCGAGACUGGGGUUUUACGAGGUGGAUUUUGGAGCUGGGGGACCGGUGAUGGUUGCGCCGAUGGCGUAUUCGAAUACGGUUGCGGUGAUUUGCCCUGCGCCUGGGCCUGGAGGGGAUGGUGUCGGUGUCCGGGUGUUUUUGACGUUGAGGCCGGGAGUGAUGCGGGUGUUGUUGGCGAAGGGGUUUUUGGACGAAUUCACGGACAUGGUAUAUUAG
Messenger RNA from Aspergillus fischeri NRRL 181, 1392 nucleotides. RefSeq names its product acyltransferase helD2 (gene helD2). NCBI's taxonomy places the organism in Eukaryota, Fungi, Ascomycota, Eurotiomycetes, Eurotiales, Aspergillaceae. The record is from RefSeq and is a predicted model, not a curated record. Bases 1 to 1392 code for a protein of 463 amino acids. The transcript has a single exon. Gene Ontology annotation, molecular function: acyltransferase activity, transferring groups other than amino-acyl groups. Gene Ontology annotation, biological process: secondary metabolite biosynthetic process.